This is a messenger RNA of Sorex fumeus (smoky shrew), 449 nucleotides long. RefSeq names its product NADH:ubiquinone oxidoreductase subunit A7 (gene NDUFA7). Gene Ontology annotation, biological process: ATP synthesis coupled electron transport; mitochondrial electron transport, NADH to ubiquinone. NCBI's taxonomy places the organism in Eukaryota, Metazoa, Chordata, Mammalia, Eulipotyphla, Soricidae. The record is from RefSeq and is a predicted model, not a curated record. Gene Ontology annotation, cellular component: mitochondrial inner membrane. The transcript is spliced from 4 exons. Bases 42 to 368 code for a protein of 108 amino acids.
CCCGCGCCGCUGACGUCACCGGCGCCCUUCCGCGGCCCAGGAUGGCGUCGGCGACGAGCCUCAUCCGGAUGCUGCGGAACUGGGCGUCCGGGCAUGACUUGCAGGCGAAGCUGCAGCUCCGGUACCAGGAGAUCGCCAAGCGGACUCAGCCUCCUCCCAAGCUCCCCGUGGGCCCCAGCCACAAGCUCUUCAACAAUCACUACUGCACUCGUGACGGCCGCCGGGAGUCCACGCCGCCCUCUGUGGUCAUGUCCACACAGAAGGCGCUGGUGGCCGGCAAGUCCGCUGAGAGCUCCAUAAAGGGGCCGGUGACACCAGCUCCGCCUAUGAAGAAGUGGGAACUGUCCUUAGACCAGCCCUACCUGUGACUCUGGGCCUCCCUCAUGGCUGCAGCCCUCCAGGAAUCCUGACACCCACCUUACGACAAAUACAUUGCACUUCAGGAUCGA